UGAGAAGGCCAUGAGAGCAGCAGCCCUCUCCGUGCCAAGGCUGGACAAGAUGCCAGGAAUGUUCUUCUCUCCUAACCCAAAGGACUUGAAAGAAACUGACCACUCACCUUUGGAUGACAAAACGCAAAAAAGGAGACCAAGAACUUUUGGAAUGGACAUGAAAGCUUACCUGAGAUUUAUGGUGCCACAUCUGGAAUCGGGAAUGAAAUCUUCCAAGUCCAAGGACAUACUUUCUGCUGAUGAAGUAAUGCAGUGGUCUCAAUCUCUCGAAAAACUUCUUGCUAACCGAACUGGUCAAGAUGUGUUUGGAAAUUUCCUAAAGUCUGAGUUCAGUGAAGAGAAUAUUGAAUUCUGGCUGGCUUGUGAAGACUAUAAGAAAACAGAGUCUAGUCUUUUGCAUUCCAAAGCAGAGAACAUAUAUAAAGUAUUUGUGCAUUCAGAUGCAGCUAAACAAAUCAACAUUGACUUUCACACUCGAGAAUCUACAGCCAAAAAGAUUAAAUCACCUACUCCAACAUGUUUUGACGAAGCCCAAAAAAUCAUAUAUUCUCUUAUGGAAAAGGACUCUUAUCCCAGGUUCCUGAAAUCAAAUAUUUACUUAAAUCUUCUAAAUGACCUUCAGGCUAGUAGCCUAAAGUGACUGGCUUCUGGGUGAAGGGAACUGAAAUGAUGGUAUCAAGGACAGAAGAGAUGUGAGCCAGACUGGCUGCCUGGGUGACCGUUGGUCCCCGAGGAAGAGCAAGAGACUCCGAGUGUCUGAACAUGGAAGUUAUUCACACAGGACUAAAGGAGCACAAGCAACAUAAACACUGAGAGACUAGUGAAGGACAAUAGGAUGGCACUGUCAUGAAAUGCAGCUGAUCUCUCUCUUAGAAAAUCCCUCAGAACUGAAAAGACAAAGUAACACUGGUUCUACAGAAAGUGUGAAUAAAACUUAGGAGGCUGAUGACAGAAUUCUAUAAGCUUCAAGUUCAACUGACACUUAUGCUACGUACUGUUGUAUAAAUAUUGUAUGUGCUGCUGAAAUCUUCUUAAUUUGGAUAACUAUUUCAAAAGUAUUAUAUGUAUUUAAAAAUCAUGAUUGCUAUUAUUAUUAUUAUCUUCUAUGUAUUUGGUACAGGGUCUCACUA
Molecule: messenger RNA, 1130 nt
Organism: Octodon degus (degu)
Lineage: Eukaryota; Metazoa; Chordata; Mammalia; Rodentia; Octodontidae
Gene: Rgs1
Product: regulator of G protein signaling 1
Exons: 5
Coding region: 11-640 (209 amino acids)
Source: RefSeq, a predicted model, not a curated record